UUUCAGAGGUGGUGGUAGCCCUCUGAGUCAUAGGGUUCGCAAGGAUGUUUACAGCAAUCCUUCAUGCGCAUGGCUGGAGUCUGGUGAUGGGUGUUUGUAUGCGCGGCGUCGAUCCGCGAAGGUGAGUCAGCUCGGCCGUCUGGCGCCCACAGUCGUUACUGCGGAGCUCACUCGUGUUAACGUGCGCCUUACACGACCGCUAUACAUUUACUUACCGGAGAAUAUAAACAUUUGAUCCACCAUGUCUCACUCGGUGACAAUCACUCGCACCACGGUGGCCACCACGCGCUCCACCAUGUAUGACAAUACCGGCUACCUCUGCACAAUGCCAGGCUUCCUCAAACUCGCUCAGCUGUUGCUGGGAGCGGCCUGUGUCGGCGUGGUGGGCUACUACAUGGACUACGGCGGCUACUCGGUCAUCAAUGGCAAGGCCGAACUGUUUUUCCUACUGAUUGCUGUCACCUUCCUCAUCGGCACAUUCUGCAUACUAUUAGCGUGCCUCUUGUCCAUGUCAACAGCUUCUAUUUUAUCAAAAACAAUAUAUGAGUUAAUAUAUCACGGAGUGGCGUUCGUAUUGUACCUGUGUGCUGGGCUCACGCUUCUUAUAGAAGUAAACCACCAGAAGAACAACUACUACAGAAGGGGCUACGAACCAUACUUUGCGGCUGCCAUCAUGGGACUCGUGCAAGCAUUCCUGUACUUUAUGAGUACGUUCUUAGCCAACCGUCAUUAUCGCGGCAUAUAAAUAUGUUAAGUGUAUUGUUCCACAAACUGACCAAUACUAUGCAAGAGAAACUGGGAGGAACUAUGAUUAGUAUUUCGUCGCGGAGAUCUAUCACCAAUUCUGAAAGUGCAGUUGUAGAAGAGAGAGUCUAGUUUCAUUAUUUUUUUUACGUUCUAACGUCAAAGACAUGGUGGUAGGCCUCCUGAAUUUCAAUUGUUUCACAUAUAAGUUGUCACACACAUCUCUCGCUAGUGAUACUUAUUCUUCUUUAUAAGUGACGCUUGCUCUAGUCAUUAAGUUUGUAACGUUUAUGUAAAGGGAAUGCCUUGGAAAGAAUUAUAUCGUGUUAUAGAUGGAAAUAACCUAUUUAUAAGCUCGGAAUGGUUUAGUAACUAGACGUAUACUCGAAACAGUUUCGUCCUGAUUUGCGAUGCCUUAAAUGUUGUAGAAAACGAUGUAAAAGCUCUUUGGAAACUUUCUAUUGUGAAUGAAAAUGAAGGAGUUAAAAGAUAUUGUCAAGUGUAUUUUAGAGAGUCUGCAUUUGUAAGAAUGUAUUUUUGUAUGAUAAAUAUGUAUUCUAUUUAUGAAGAAUUUUACAAUUUCGUAUGAAAUUAUAAUAAAAAAAAACGAAACCGAAUAUAUGUAUAUUUUCGGUUUCGUAGAAAAACAAGAAAGUUUCAAAACAAGACGUGUAUUAUCUGUUAAACGUUAAUUAACAAUUCACAUGUUUGAUAUUUUUGGUUGAUAAAACGUUAAUCUGAAUAGUACCUAAAUAUUAAAAACUUCCUACAUUGCACUUAUUAUCUGUCAAUCAUCAGAAAACCACACGAGGCAGUGUGAUUAUUAAUCAUGUACUUUAUGUGAGUAAAAGAUAACUGUGACCGUCGUUAAAAAGAAAAGAAU
Trichoplusia ni (cabbage looper) is the source of this 1627-nucleotide messenger RNA. RefSeq lists its product as uncharacterized. Gene Ontology annotation, cellular component: membrane. The transcript has 5 exons. NCBI's taxonomy places the organism in Eukaryota, Metazoa, Arthropoda, Insecta, Lepidoptera, Noctuidae. Bases 242 to 745 code for a protein of 167 amino acids. The record is from RefSeq and is a predicted model, not a curated record.